Messenger RNA from Drosophila hydei, 625 nucleotides. RefSeq lists its product as uncharacterized. Lineage: Eukaryota; Metazoa; Arthropoda; Insecta; Diptera; Drosophilidae. The transcript has 2 exons. Bases 63 to 302 code for a protein of 79 amino acids. The record is from RefSeq and is a predicted model, not a curated record.
UUCGGUAAAAAAAAAAAUAAAAAAAAAAAUAUUUACUCUAAAAAAAAGAAAGCCAAGAAAAAAUGGCUAACUCUGGCACGCCCAGGGCAGCUUCAACUGAUGCAAACGCCUUGGAGCUGCAGCAGCUGAUUUCACGCAGCUACAAAUCGAUGAACAAACUGGUUCACUUCUACAAUGGUCAGCUGCACGAGGAGCUGAGCACGCUGAUGAGCUCCAUUCAGGAGGAGCAGCUCCCAGGACGCAGCAUCAGUGAACAUAGCUCGCAGCUAACUGAGGCACUCGAUUUAAAGUGCUGGCUUUAAUAGGCUAAGCCACUACCUGAUGAUGCGGCCCAGUUGCAGCAGUCUCGAUUUGCAUGGCACCCCCGAAUUCAGGCAACUCUAGGUAAAACAAAAUUUAUUCAUAGAACUGAUUUUCGGUUCACAAAAAAUUCCCAAGAAAUGGCAUUAAAGCGCAUUGCAGCACACAACGAAUUCUAGCACAUUUACUGACGCUUGUUGUUCAUUUUAUAAACGAGUUUUCCAUAUGAGUAAAUCAUUUUAAUAUAAUAGAAUCUCAUUAAUUUAUGCGAAUAAUAAACUCUGUUCUAAAUGUUUGGGCGAUAAACAUUUUUCUUUAACCAAUA